Molecule: messenger RNA, 11491 nt
Organism: Spirometra erinaceieuropaei
Lineage: Eukaryota; Metazoa; Platyhelminthes; Cestoda; Diphyllobothriidea; Diphyllobothriidae
Source: the annotation of a GenBank genome assembly
AUGCAGGAGCAGAUUUGUACCGAUCCCGCCCCUGAGCUCACCGAAUCUGGUCUUCUUUUGGACAAUCCUCUGACGGUACUUGCGAAGUCUCGCGUGGCAAUCUUGGAGGAGCAUUCGGAUCAUUCUUCUGUCAGUUUUCAGUUUGCUUUGUUGUGGUAAGUGCCACUUUUUCGUCAGGAACAUUUUUUCCUGCUUUACAAGAUCGCUGUCACCUUUUCCCGAGUUAAGAAAAGCGAGCAUCUUCGAGGUUUGUUUCUUUUAGCCUUCAACUAAGCUUUCAAAGCUGCCAGAGGUGUCCGCAGCAUUUGUUAUGCCUGAAAGAACCACUCAGUACUGGAUUGGGAAAUUCGAAAAUGCGCCUCCGGAAUCUCGACCACUCACUCUUUGGGCCGAAUGUCAUCUAUGAGGUCCGAUUAAAUGGAUUUUUAAAAAAAAUUGGUCCGAAAGUCUGCAGUAACUAUUCUAAAUCAGUUAGAGUAGAAGAAAAGUUCAAGAGCUUCGAGCAUGGAUACCGCAUAUGUUGUCGAAAAACAGCAAGCACCGUCGCUUCACUAUUAUCAUCGAUUUGCUUGCGUGGCCUAAAGACACCCGUGGACGCAACCAAAGGUUUCUCUAUCGCAUCGUCACCGUCAAUGAGAAAUUGUGCCUCUUCGUCAGUGUGAAGCAAAGAGGGGGGAGGGGUGAGUCAUGCUAAACAAGCAAUACGUCGGCCGAAGCAGGAAUUGUAUCCUCAAAAGACCACGACUUGCGUGCGUUGGAAUCCGGGAGGGUGUAAUCCGUUAAGGAGUGCUCGAACAUUGGCAGGUGGUGGACAAAUACCUCUAUGCAGAACAUUUAUGUGGCUAUCGACGAAUUCUAAAGUAUGAAAACGCCUGACAUCGCGUGGCUCAGUUCGUGAAAGUGGUUACCUAGGAGCUCGGCUGAGGCGCUCUGCCGCAUUCAGCCUACCGACCUUACCCUGUUUCAUCAGGCUAUUACCAAUUCCGGUUCUUUUCAAAUUGCAUAGGUGGUUUGACAUUCGAGAACGUUGAAAACCUCAAAAACUGACCUGAAAAGUCUUUUGACCCCAGGCCAGGUGAUUUUUUUAUAGGAACUGUAUACAACACAUUACUGACUGCAAUUUGUUUUCAUUUUUAUGCAGAAAAGGCUAAGACCUAUUGAGUAACGUAGCAUUUUAAGUUGUAUCAAUAAAGAGGAAGUCUAUCUAGGGCCGUGUUACUUCUUUUCACGGAGUUUUUUGUACCCGUGCAAGACUUCAUCUAGAUAUAUCACUUCAAAAAUAUAUGCACAGUACUUGAUCUAACUCAUGAAACUUGGUGACAGAAGCUGACAUAAGGAUUUUCGGACGCCUUAAGCGUUGCGCGUUCGCUCUGUAACUGGUGAUCGGUGAACGCCAUUCCUGUGAUAGCUAAUAUUCCCAAUCGCAACCGGCAGGGCAACCGGCCCCCGGCUUAAUAAAACAGGAUAUAUUUUUUCCCUCCUUUUACUGGCUCAUAACCGACCUUACUUAAUUUCGACCGGCCUCCUCCUGCUUGUCAUUCGUAUUCUUCCUUUGAAUUUCCCAACAUCAGUGAUAAACAUUUCACUAAAAGCGUCAACCUUUGUGCAAAUUCGGCCAAAAUUGCGUUUCCUGUACGAUUAAGGGUGGAACAUUAAAAGUAGUCAUUAGUAAUAUUCGAGAUAAGAAAACUGCUUUGUAUUUACCAGGUCCUAACACUUCGAUCAUGUAUUUCCAAUGAUGCAGCAAACCGUUUAAACUGCAUCACAUCGACACUUAAGAAUAACGCAUAGACGUUGUUAUAAGUUCAAUAUAGAAGCUGAGAAGACCUAGGUCGCCUUCUUUUCGCACUCUGAUGGUCUACUAAUUGCGUUAUCAAAAUGUCGAUAAGUGACUGACUAAACAUGAACGCAUUUCGUUACGACGGGAUGGUAGGUUCACCCACUCAAUUAAAAAAGGGAUUAUGGCCAAACUGGCCCAGUCUCCCCAGGACGUAAGCCAUUAGGAAGGUUCCAAGCGAACUUUCGGACUUGACGGCUAAAGCUCGCCUGUCUUCUUUUUUUCUCAGCACGUACCCACCGAUUCUCCCUGACAUUUCAGAAUCAAGGGCUCAACCAAAUUUGUCUUCAGAGGAGAAUCAGUGUCAACCAAAAGAAUACAAACUGAAGUCCCACCCACGCUGGCGUUAGUCCCUAUCGCAAGGUUUUAUCCUCGAGCGAAUUAUUGCUCGGACACACGACAAGUAAAACUUAAACAGUUAUUUGUGUAAACCCGGCUAUGGAGUGGAAGUAACGGGGAAGGGCUGGAGAGCAGUUCCAUCUUAGCUUUUCGAAGGAAGGAGAAAGUCAUUCUGAACGCUGUAAGACUGUCUGUCAGCUUACCGCAUAUUUUUUAACGUUCAGGGAACGUUGCUACCUUAUCCCAACUGUUUCGCUUUGGUUGGACUUUCACCGAUUCGACUAGAAAUCUGUCGGUCCAACCUAUUGCUCUCUAAGGUCAAAAGUGUCAAACGCCGCAUGCCUGAUGCAAAAUGUCCAGAUCCUCGUUUAAAUGACAAUUUAACUGUCAGAUUGGUGAUGCUACACGUGCACUUCAGUGGAAGAUGAAGCUGGAAUCGAAUCGCUUGCAGAAAGGAUACAGACCUUGUAGAAUUUUAACACUCCAGGUUGUAUAUAUUCAUGUCAAAACGGGGACAAAAAGUCGUCAAACUGCCUACUUUUAACACUUCACUUUGCGUCCGGCAGUAAACAACACAUAUGUCAACGUAAUCAGGCCCCAGUGUGAUGCUAACCUAAUCGAUUGCCUGAUGCCUUAGUGCAACCCUCGAAUUCCGUCACUGACUGAAAAAAAGCCGUUAGCAGUAAAUUUUUAGCGCUUUGUGAUAUCCUAUACGAAAUAAAUAAAUGAACGAGGAGAAGAAUAUGUACUUUAUUCAGAUUUUUAAUUGUUCCAUGGACCGAAAGACAGGUUGCUUCUGUUGAUUCGUACAUCUCACCGUCGUGUGCACAGAUAAUUUGUUUUAAUUCCAAGUUAGCCAUACGCAGUGUAUUUAAAUGCGGUCGAUACUGUUAUAAAAACAUAGCUAAUGAGGAUGUUCAAAUAAAUUUUUCAUCCUUGACCUCAGGCCCCUGCUUCAUUUGGUUUCUCCCCACCAGUAACUCAGACGGAUAUGUAAGAGUUAAAAUCUUCAAUCCAAUUAUUUCAGUCAAUUUUCACAACAAAACACCCCUGAAAAAUCCAGAACUUGAGAAGGACAGGAUCCUUCCUCCAUUUAAUCCGGUGCCUCUUCUGUCGAAGCAAGCCUGGUCAGAGGUUACUCUGUUCUAUACAUAUAUUUUGGACCGGGCGAGAUAAACAAAAUAAUUCUCAAAAAUUAUCAGUCAUACUCGCGCCUCGCCUUAUACCUCUUGCUAAGCUACUAUUGCGAAAAACGAUGUGUCUCGCCAUUUUGAGAAGAAAACCGUCAGCAGGCUUGCAGUGCUAGAAAAAGCCGUCGGGUGGUUACCAGCGGCUUCGAACCCGUAAGACUGACCUUCUUUUACUGACGGGUAAUAGAAAUUUUCAUAAAAUAGGCUAUGACGGAAACAGCGAACUACAGGAAUCCCAGCACGGAUCUUGGUGACAGCAUACCCGUCUGUUGAGUUUUCUGGCCUCUACGGAAAUCUUGACUGAAACUUUGUAAAAUAGCUUCGACUUAAAUGCUGUGUAAAUGAAUUUCCGAAAAUCUUUGAUGGUACACUGCAUCAACAACUUUUGUGCAAAAUACUCACCCGGAAGGCUUCUAGACUGAAUAAGGGCAUUCCGGAUUAAACUAAAACAAUCUGGUUUUUUUCGUACUGGAACACUUCGUCUUGCUAGCAGCGGCAGGUGCGUUUUCACUGAGAUGAGUUCUCGGCCUCCUAUUCUUUAUUUUUUCAUGUUGAUACCAGUCUUCUUGUAGUAGACUGCUAUAAGAUCAUGUUUGUCUAUGGUUCUAAAUUAUGGAAAGUAAUCUGAAGUCGGUUCGACUAGGUAAUGUGUUUGUUUCGUCCUGUGCUCUAUGAACGUGAAAACGCAGGACUUUGUAAACUGCAGGCAGGUUCAGAUGCCUAUUGAUGGAGUUGGUGCUGGAGUAAAACGCCUCAAGUGAUAACCUUUAUGUUUUUGUGUUGCCCGGCCUAAGAUGGUAACUCCCUGGAGAUCGAAAGUAUGCCCAGUUUCUCCAACAUGCGUUGCCAGUUGAGAGUUUUGAUCUAGCUUCCGCGUCGCCGGUUUGCGCUCUUGUAGGCGGGUCUGCAAGUUCCACUCGGUUUCCCCACAUAUUUGCAGUUGGUCUCAUUGGAACUUAUCUGGUAGAUAACGCUUGAGGUCCUUAGGUUGCAUCAGACGGCGCCGUAUUAUCGCCCGGGCUCGAUGGGCUAUGCCUACUCGGGUGGGUUUUAACAGUCGAGAGACCGCUUCGGAGACCCCUUUAAUGUAGGGAAUGACCCCCAGACUUCGGGUUGCUGCUCAUUUGGCCGUCUUAUGUGCGCUCGACGCCUGCUUCUCCUGAUAAAAUUUCUGGGAUAACCAUUUGCUGCAAAGAGGUUCUGAAGCUACAGUCGUUCGGCCCUUUUACCUUGCGGCGUGCUGCAAUGUGUUUCGACUCUUUGGAAUAGAGUGCGGACACAGUUAUGCUUGUGAGACAGAGGAUGAUUGCUGUUGAAGUGGGGGAUUUGCCUCGUGUCGGUGGCUUUUCUGAAUACUGUAGUUUGCAGGUGUUCGGUUGUACACUGGCGCACAAGCACGCCAAGAAAGGGCAGUUGGUUGUUUGUUUCAGCUUCCAUCGUGAAUUGGAUAUCCGGGUCAACCGAGUUUAGUGGUCCCUUUAGGUGUUCAAUGUCAGUUGUUUUGACAAUAACAAAGGUGUCAUCGACAUAGCGACCCCUCUAGCAAAUUGUAUAUUCGUCUUUCACCCAAUUUAAAUGUCGAAACAAUUCUUCUUAAACAAUUUUAAAUAACGAGCUCACAGUGAUUUUCAACAGCAGUGCGUAUUACUCCAAAAUACAGUACAUGAUGACACAAUGGCACAAUCUUCAGCAGCCCGUGGGUCGGUGUCCGUCGGACUAAUGGUUUUUUUAUUACUAGACUCAAACCAACGUUUUCAUUUACGUUCUAUAAGGUCCAUUUUGCGUUUUGCAGACAUGCAUAUCCCCCAACACUUCUUCGAUUUCCCUUUCGAUAUUAUUUUCGAUCUGUUCAUGAUACAUUCGCUUAGUUUCAGUUUCUAAGGUGCAUUCUGCAAUCAAUCCACUAUUAGCUUCCAAAAUUUUAUAUUUUAUUUCCAGUUACGGACAUCAUUUCCCCUCUGAUUAUACAACCGUCACCCAUACAAACUUCAAAGUUAUUGCGCCUUAAACCAACAUUACCCUAUACUAUAGGACCCGAUAAUUUUUACAGAUGAUACUGUUGACUGCCAUGCGCAUUCAAGGUGCAUGAGUGGUAUUCUUUGAUUUUAUACAUAAGAGCUGAGAUUUAUCGUCGGUUACCUCGUAUUUUUUUCGAAUUGUCGCAAAAAAUGCUAAAAGUGCAACUCCUAAUCAGGCUGGCUCCAGACCAGUGCUGCGUGGAAAUCUAAAAAGCAAGCAAAAUUUUGCUUGCCUCGAAUAAUUUUGUUGGAAGCGCUUCUCGGUAUUAACGACUUCUGAGACGUUCUUCACGUACGGAAAAGCUCGCUAAAAUUUGGGGCCGACUGGAUUGCCGUUUCACUACAAUGCGUCUCAAUGCGCCGGCAUAGUGCCCUUACGCAACCGCGUUUCUGACUGAUCGGGUGGUUACUGUUGAAGUUACUGCUGGAGAUAAGAUAGUUGAAUUACAAUAUCUUCGACGAGUGCUGACAGCCACCCGCGCAACUUUGUCAAUCAGUGCGUACACAAACGAAACCAGAGACCAAAUCCAACCGGCCUUAAACUUUGACGAACCCUUCCGCACGUGAAGAACGUCUCAGAAGUUGUCAGCUGCCCUCUCGCUCCACUUGUAGCUGAGAGUGCACACGGGCCGGGAGCAACCACCAGGCGCCGAGUUGUGAGGCCAAAAGACCCACGGCCACGGCAGGGACCGCCUGGAGUCUUUUACCGGAUCUGGGGCAGUUGCGGACAGAGCAACUACGUCGGAAAAACGGAAAGAUUAUUCCAGACCCGGAUGGCUGAGCACGAAACAGUGGCGAGGAGGAAGGACGCCAGCUCUCGUGUGACGGCUCAUUCCACGAAACUCGGCCAUAUUUCCAUGUUUCAAGAAACCGAAAUUCUUGCAAGAGAUGGCAACCUCGUGAGCCCCGAGCUGCUCGAAUCAUGGUUCAUAGGACCGCAACCCAUCAACAAGCGCAAUGACCUCCUGUUACCAUAUUCGGUGCUGAGUCAUUCCCCGAGCAGUCACGUGGGGAGUGCGCGGGCGAGCAACAAUCCCAGUGACAGCGAGCCAAAUAGCCGAGUAAUCAUCAUGCCGACAUCCAACACGGAUGAUGAACUUGCGGCAAUUAAUGACUUGGACGCGGACUGACGAGCCAUCAUCGCCUCAAUUACGACCCCCGCGGUGAUCGCGGCAGCUGUCAAUUAUGGCACGCAUGUGGUGUCACAGAAGCUACGCGCUGUAAAUACUACAGUCUUAUACCUUUCCUACCCUUAUCUACGACUGUCUCUGAUUAUAAAUUCGAGUGAGAAUCCGAAACGUCAGGCUGAUAAACUUCUUGUUCCUCUGACCACAUCAUCAUCGUCAUCAUCAUCAUCAUCAUCAUCAUCUUCUUCUUCUUAUUCUUCUUCUUAUGAACUACUUCCUGGAAUUUGCCCGUUCGCUUCUGCCAACUUCUCAGUAUUCUUAGAGCCCUGCAAUAUAUAGGAAGUUAAAUAAAUGAUGACUAAGGGAGAUAAUUUGAGGUCAAAUAAGUUCACCGGGAUGGUGCCGGUGAAGUUACGACUUUGUCAGGUAUGUGACACAUUUGCUGACCUUAAAAUUAUAUAUGGAGUUUGGUCCACAAAAGUAUUGCCCUGGGGUUUCUAGGAAUAACGCUUUCUUCCGAAAAUAUAAGUUGACAGAUAAUCUAAUUUUGGAUAGUCUCGUGCGGCCAAAGACUACCGGAUCUUCGCGCACUCAUUUUUAUUGCAAAGAAACGUGUGUGGAAGUUAUUCUGCAUUAUGAAAUCUGAUUUUCUGUCUCUCGUAGACAAAGUAGGUCUAUGUGCAUUUUCGAUUUUUCCCUUUGGAUUUGCUGUGCACACGAACUUUUCUACACUCUUGCUUGAAUAUGGAAAAAUACACGCAACAAUUGAUUUCGACUUGCGACAACACGUGUUCUGAUUUCGCUGUCGUGUGAUAUCGAUGGUUCAUAAAUCACUUUUAUGUGCUUGAAUCCGUUGUGGUCAGAUGCGAUAAACAUUCGGAAAUUGCUUCUCAGUCCCACUUUGUCUGACGUGAACUCAGCCGGGCGACAAGCACUAUCCACAGGGCCCACCUCAGAACUUUUAGGAAUUACCCAAGGGGGACCUCAUUUUCUAUACCAAUCUCGUAUUGGGGAAUUUACUUUUCGUGAGUCUGUAGAACAAUCCAUCUUCACUGUCCUUCUCAUUUUUUUCCUCCGACAUUAUUUGCAAGUUAAACACAACAUUCUCUACUUAAAACCGGGUUUUUCCUGCAUGUAUUAUUGGUUUAAAGUUUUGAUAAUCGUAUACACUACAACGGAGAGUUAUCAGUAGUCUGCCUAGUCUAGCGAAAACCCAUUACCCUGACACUCUAAGUCGUCUGAUUUGAUUACAUACCUCUUCAAAUUGCGUUCUCAUAAUGAAUUCCACAGAAAUUCCACACUUUGAUACUUGAAACAACAUGGCCUAGGAGAAAACAAAGUAGAGGGUUCCAUUCAAGCAUCCUUGACAAAUACGUGACGGACUCAUGCUUAUGCCAGAAUGUGUCUGAACAUGCUGGAAGACACUUGAGAAAGUAUCAGAUACAUUAAGCAUCCAGCUUGUGCACCCUGAUGAUGACGGCUAUUUUUAUAAGCGAAGGGAUUGCUCCACUAGCUCAAUGCUCUUUCUGCGGUCCAGUGUAUGAUGCACAAACUGCCAAAUCGUCCUCCAUACGCAUACAUGAGUAGCAGGUGUGAGUAAAGCUCUGCCAAGCGGCCCACAUCGAUAACUGCCUCGACCUGCGGCUAAACCAGGAGAGGGUAUCCGUGUGUGCAUUUCCGUACAAGGUAACUGGGUUCCACUCCCACAAUCGCUGGCCGGAUGGAUCACCGCCUCAGAAUCUCCGAGGUGAGGCACCGUCUGCAACCCCGCAGGAGGGCACAAGCGCUCAUCAAACUCCUGACUUCGUGGAUGGACGCUUAGCCCCUUUCUACGCUUUCGCACCCAUCCUCAGUCCUUCUCCUCUGCCCCUCACAUUCGCGACUCCCUACUCUAUUCCACCCUCUUACACCACGGUCGAAAGCCCCACAGAUCAAAGCAUCGCCACCUCCAAGGUGAAACUCCGUCUGCAACACCGUUGUAGACGCCGAGGUAAGUUCCCCCAGGUAAGCCGAAUAUUGCUCUGUCUUUGCUUCUGCUUGUCCUUGUUUGCUUGCCCUUGUAUGCUCAUUUGUGCUUAUCCUUGUUGUAAGCUUGUAGUGGUCCUACUCCGAGCGUUUGCGGCAAUGCUGGUCCUCUCGCGAGUGUCUGCACGUGCGCACCAAGGCUGUCUGGCAUUCGCCCACUCGGCUCUCCAGCUGGCCAAUCGGAUUCGAGGCUGAGUCAGACGUGCUCUGGCUUAAGACGCUUUGUCACAUUCCCUGAUGCCCUUGGGGCUCCGCUUUCCUGGAGCCGCGGGCACUCUCCUCUGGCUAUCAACUCCUUUCCAUCCCUUCUCCGGUUGUUCUGUGCAGAAUAUACAAUCCUCUCGACUGGCGUCCAUCUUCUCUUUCCAUCCGAAAUCGAACCUGAAGGUCGUGGUGGCCAGGGUCUCGCUCUCGGCCCGGGCCUCUGCGACAUUGGCAGCGUCUGAGCAAUUUGAGUGUGUGCUCAGAGCACUACAACCGUCAGGACAAAUUCCAUGUUGGAGGAAAAUAUAGAAGGCACCAGAAUGGGGAGUUUAUUGUAUACGGGAACCUGAGUUGUUCUCUGAGGCCACAAUGGCCGUUGGGGAAGGCGGGGCUGGCGUUGACUGCGUCCAGUCACGUCUGAGUGUUCUAGAGAUAGUCGUAGCAGCCGUUUUGUAGGGCGUGCAUGACAAUGGGGCAAAUAAAACCAUCAAAUUUGUUGUUUCCCAAUAUCUGUGAAGUCUAAGACCUGCACUUUCUUCAGCUCGUACUGACUCCGUUGGUAGAACCCAAUCUGCUUUCGGCGUGCCAGGUAUAGCCGCCCCUAACUCGGUUGGUGGUUUCUUUGUCGCAGACUGACUCAGCGGUUUGAUUUUCAGCUUCAUUCUUAAAACGAGAAAGAAGAGUCCAGUCCAGCAGCCCGCAGAACGUAGCGUUGUUCUGUGCAGAAUAUACAGUCCUCUCAACUGGCGUCCAUCUUCUCUUCCCAUUCGAAAUCGAACCUGAAGGUCGUGAUGGCGUUAUUUGCAGCGUCUGAGCAAUUUGAGUGUGUGCUCAGAGCACUACAAGCGCCAGGACAAAUUCCAUGUUGGAGGAAAAUAUAGAAGGCACCAGAAUGGGGAGUAGAACUUUACUUUCACGCCAACACGAAUUGUUCUUGGGGGAAAAUUACGAUGACGACCGUGAAGGACUCAUAUCCUCACGUCGCGGGCCGUAUUCUUGUAGGAGGGGAGGUGACCCCCCCCGAUAUUGUUUUGAGAAAAAAAAGACCACAAAACCCUUUCUUGUUUCCUUUUGGCGGCCACGAUGAGAGAUAUUGUAUCGCGUACCGGACAAAUUAACUGAAUUAGACCUAGUAUCGAAUCCUGAAAAGAACAAGAAUGUCCGCCUUGUACUGAGCCAAUUAGCAGGCAGUCAGGUAUGCUCUUGUAAUGGCCCUACUCCGAGCGCAUGCCGCAACGCUGGGCCUCUCGUAAGUGUCUGUACGUGCGCGCCAGGGCAGGCUGACAUUCGCCCAUACGGCUAUCCAACUGGCUUAUCAGAUUGAAGGCCGAGUCAGGCGUGUUCUGGCUUAAGACUCUUUGACGCAUUUCCUCGCACACUUGGCACGCCGCUCUCCCAGCGCCAGACGUGCUCUCGUCCGGCUGCUAACUCUCUUGCAGUUAUUCUGUACACAAUAAACAGUUCGCCCAACUGGCGUUCAACUUCUGUUUCCAUAAAGGACAGGGUCUGAAGGCCGUGUUAGCCACCCGCGACCUAGCCUACGUGCGAUAAACUAAAUACCGUCCUGUUGCAUACCGUUCUGCUGCAUACCGUUCCGCUGAAUUUGCCUGCUCACCGUUUAUAUCUCAGCAACCAGUAAACUUAGAGAGGGUUGGGAAACUCUGCUUCCCGUCGCCCUACCCUACACCCAUCCUCCCUCCCCCCGCCCACUAAAAAGUCCUACUGCGAGAGCGAGAGAAAUCACGUAGGCGGCCCGGGCUAAUUCAGGUUGUUCUCCCACUAAACAAAGUCACGGCCCAUUGUGGAGUUCGGCAGCCGUCUGGAACAACUGGGUAGGCCUAUUUAGGGAGAGCACUGCUCACCCCUACGAGGGAAAAGGGCUACAAAAGGUGCCCAAAAUAAAUGUUGGGGACCUACGCCGGCUGACCGUGGCUCGCAGACGCAAAACACGCGGUCGAAACAACCAAACAAGAAACAACACAUUCUUCCCCCUUCUCCUCCCUGCCGCCAAACACGCUAGACCGGCAGGGUGAGUCCGCUUACUCUGGCAACCUGCAAUUUGCGUUUUCCUUUAGACUAUCCGCAGAACACCGGUUCAACCUGACGAACGCCUUCUGACUGCCGGAGCGAGGGAAGGUCACCUGGAUGCAUCUUCAGUAGCGCCAGCGGCACCUGCCGGCCUAUGUCCACGUUCGGAGUCGAGACCAGCGGGAGUUGAUGGUUACAAAGCCGAUUCCGGGAGCCGACAGGUGGACUGACCAUCAUCUCGUCAUCUCCCAAAUGCGGAUUUGCCUACAGACCCGAAGGAGACCUCAAGGUAAGCGACCCCCAAGUAAGCUAAAUAUUACUUUGUUGUCUUUGCCUGCACAUCAUCUCCACUUCAUCAAUGAACUAGCUCAACGGCUAGCCAAUCUUCCAGUGUCUGCUGCCGCCGCCGCUAACGAGAACGCCUCCGUGGAGAACCGGUGGUGUCGAUUGCGGGACACAGUCCAGUCGACGGCACUGGCCGUCCUCGGUCGCGCACGUCGCCAACACCAGGACUGGUUUCAUGACAGCGACGCCGCCAUCAGCAACCUGCUCACCGAGAAGAACCGCCUGCACAAAGCCUACGGAGAUCGCACCAUCGACGACAACAGAGCUGUUUUCUACCGUAGUCGCCGCCUUGCUCGACAGCGACUGCGCGAGUUACAGGACAACUGGACGGCUCGCAGGGCCAAGGAGGUCCAAGGGUACGCGGGCCGCAACGAAUAA